UGGCACCUGUUGAAACUGAAUACUAUGAUCUGGUCGGGGUCCCGACGGAUGCUGAUGAUACCACGUUGAAGAAAGCGUACCGGAGACAAGCUAUGAAGGAUCAUCCGGACAAGAACCCCUCAGCUGAUGCAGAAGAGAAAUUCAAGGACAUUAGGAAAGCAUACCAAGUGCUUUCCGAUCCUGAUUUGCGUGCUGUAUAUGAUAAGAAUGGCAAGAAAAUGGUUGAUAAAGAAGGCCCGGUAAACAUGGAGGACGCUGCAGGCUUCUUCGCAAACGUGUUCGGAGGGGAAAGGUUCCACGAUUAUGUCGGCGAAAUCUCAAUUAUGAAGGACAUGACAUCGGUGGCUGCAACUAUGAUGACGGAGGAAGAGAAGGCAGAGGUUGAAAGGCAGAUGAACAGCGGUCGUACAGAAUCUGGAUCAGCUACACCUGCUGUUGCGGCCGAGCCGCACCGACCAGCAGAACCUAAACCAGCCACGACGACCGAGGCUGCGCCAGAGACGACUAAGGUCGAUGCACCAGCAGCUGCAGCGUUCUCCGCUGCGGAACCCACUGUCCCGAAGCCUACCUCUUUGAAUGAGAAUGACGGUGCCGCGCAGCCUGCGGUAACUCUUUCACCUGCAGACAAGGAGCGCGAAAGGCUGGAGGCCGCAAAGCGCAAAGCAGAGCAGCGCGAGAAGUUGAGGGAACACGACAAGGCCCGUCGGAAGGCGAUGGAAGAGCGCGUAUCGACGCUGACGAAGAAGAUGAUCGAGCGGUUGAGACCGUUCGUCGAGGCGAAGGAUCCAGGAGGCAAGGAUGACCCCGAGUCGAAUGCAUUUGCUGAAAGGAUGAGGCGGGAAGUAGAAGACCUAAAGCUGGAAAGCUUUGGAGUUGAGGUCCUUCAUACAAUCGGCAGUGUAUACAUGAUGAAAGCCUCUUCCUUCAUGAAGUCGCGCAAGUUCUUGGGCAUGCCGGGUUUCUUCUCGAGACUAAAGGAGAAGGGCUCUCUGGCGAAGGACGUUUGGGGUGUUAUUGGCAGCGCGUUGAGUGUGCGUGAUAUGAUGCUGGAGAUGGAAAAGGCUCAGGCCAAAGGCGAGCUGGGUGAAGAGCAGCUCCGAGCUCUAGAGAUGGACGUUACUGGCAAGGUCAUGCUUGCCUCAUGGCGCGGUGCCCGACUAGAAGUCAUCCAAGUGCUACGAGAAGUCGUAGAAAACGUCUUGAAGGAGCCAGGUCAACCCGAGGCCGUCUUGAUCAGCAGAGCCAAGGCCCUGCUGAUCACUGGUGCUAUCUUCAAAUCCGCCGUACCAGAUGAAACUGACGAGGAGCGACGGGAGCUCGAGAGGAUGGUGCAUGAGGCAGCGCAACCGAAGUCGAAGCAGAGCGCGACGAAGGCAGCCAAAGCGAGACGUGAAGAGAUGCUGAAGGCUCAGGCUGCGGCAGCUGCCGCUUCUGCUUCUGGUUCUACGACAGAUGGGACCGCUAAAGCAUAGA
Cyclocybe aegerita is the source of this 1473-nucleotide messenger RNA. Lineage: Eukaryota; Fungi; Basidiomycota; Agaricomycetes; Agaricales; Hemipholiotaceae. The record is from the annotation of a GenBank genome assembly.